UAAUGACGGGGAGAAAUUCUUCAAUGCUCCUCGCCAAAAACCAAAGGAUUCAGCAUGGCAAUUGUGAUCCCGAUAUAACCCAAGUAUACGCACAGCUGACUUCUCAAGAACAAGCCACUUUUAAUCCUAUAGAUGUAGUCGGUGGUUGGCAAGAUGGCCAGUAUGUACACACAUAUAUACCAAAGACAGGUCAACUAAGACAAUUUUGCGAAAUCUAUCUUUCUUCACAUCAAUAUUAUAUAGGAUCAAGAGCUGACACACCGGAGCCAGAGUUGGCGGACUUUCAAGAACCUUCGGAAUUGGAUGGAACGGAUGAAAAUGAAAAAAUUGACAAUCAAAUUCAAUUUAUUAAAUAUGACGAAGAUUGUGACUACUGCUGGCCACCGUUGGAAGUACCAAAUAGUUGUCAUGGAGACAGAGAGACAGAAAGCCAGGUAAAAUAUUACAAUUUUCAAUUAAUUUAA
Molecule: messenger RNA, 464 nt
Organism: Saccoglossus kowalevskii
Lineage: Eukaryota; Metazoa; Hemichordata; Enteropneusta; Harrimaniidae
Source: RefSeq, a predicted model, not a curated record